CGGCGGCGGCGGCUGAGGCCGGGGGAAGUGAAUGGUUUUACCCAGAGGGCCGUGCGCCGCCUUUCUCCGCUGGCCCCGGCGUGCCUGGCAGCUCCUCCCCGGCCAUGGCGUUCACUUUCGCGGCCUUCUGCUAUAUGCUGGCGCUGCUGCUCACCGCCGCGCUCAUCUUCUUCGCCAUCUGGCACAUCAUAGCGUUUGAUGAGCUGAAGACUGAUUACAAGAACCCUAUAGACCAGUGUAAUACCCUGAAUCCUCUUGUCCUUCCAGAGUACCUCAUCCAUGCUUUCUUCUGUGUCAUGUUUCUCUGUGCAGCAGAGUGGCUCACACUGGGUCUCAAUAUGCCCCUUUUGGCAUAUCAUAUUUGGAGGUACAUGAGUAGACCCGUGAUGAGCGGCCCUGGACUCUAUGACCCAACGACCAUCAUGAAUGCAGACAUUCUAGCCUACUGUCAGAAGGAAGGAUGGUGCAAACUAGCUUUUUACCUUCUAGCCUUUUUUUACUACCUAUACGGCAUGAUCUAUGUUUUGGUGAGCUCAUAGAACAACACAGAAGAAUCGGUCCAGUUAAGUGCAUGCAAAACGCCGCUGAUGAAGGGAUUCUAUCCAGCAAGGUCCUGUUCCCAAGAGUAGCCUAUGGAAUCUGAUCAGUUACUUUAAAAAAUGACUCCUUAUUUUUUAAAUGUUUCCACAUUUUUUGCUUGUGGAAAGACUGUUUUCAUAUGUUAUACUUGGAUAAAGACUUUAAAUGGAAUUACGUAUAAAUUAAUAUAAAAUGAUCACCUCUGGUGUUGACAGGUUGAACUUGCACUCUUAAGGAACAGCCAUAACCCUCCGAGUGAUGUCAUUAAUUACUGACUGCCCUGAGUCCUUUGGGAGCUUGGUUUAGAGGGCUUGUUGGGCUCCAAGAUAAAUUAGCUGUAGAUAUGAGGUGCUUCUGGUGAACUGAAAAUAUAUGUCUGACUUGUGGGGAAGGCCAUAGGCUUCCGCACUGAUCGCUGUAGAUGAUUAUGUAUGGACAUGACAGUAGGAAGAGUGGGAUUUCCUUCCCUGUCGACUUGAAUAGUAUCCCUGUAUAUUGCAUGAGAGAGGGAUCUCCCUCAUUUCCAUCAGAGUAAUACACUUGCUUUAAUUCUUAAACAUAAGUGAUAAAAACAUAUGCUGAAUUACCUGUAAAGAAUGCAUUUAAAGUGAUUUUAAAUGUAUUUUUAUUUGUAAGACAUUAUUUACUAAGAAAUUGGUUAUACUAUGCUUACUCUUCUAAUCCAGUGGUCGAGAAUUUGCAAGUACUUUAGAUUUCCAAAGUGAAUGAGAGAACUGUGUAACCACCUGCUGUUCCUUCGGUGCAACCCAAUAAACUCUGAGAUGAAGAUGCUUUCCGGUGCGUUGUUUUCGAGAUCACCAAUGGCUAUUCCUCAUGCUCAGUCAAUCCAUCAUAAUAAAAGACAUAAUGUCAUUUUAAAAUUUAA
Molecule: messenger RNA, 1465 nt
Organism: Arvicola amphibius (Eurasian water vole)
Lineage: Eukaryota; Metazoa; Chordata; Mammalia; Rodentia; Cricetidae
Gene: Cnih1
Product: cornichon family AMPA receptor auxiliary protein 1
Exons: 5
Coding region: 105-539 (144 amino acids)
Biological process (GO): vesicle-mediated transport
Source: RefSeq, a predicted model, not a curated record